Molecule: messenger RNA, 2854 nt
Organism: Diachasma alloeum
Lineage: Eukaryota; Metazoa; Arthropoda; Insecta; Hymenoptera; Braconidae
Gene: BTBD9
Product: BTB/POZ domain-containing protein 9
Exons: 8
Coding region: 338-2185 (615 amino acids)
Biological process (GO): adult locomotory behavior; modulation of chemical synaptic transmission; circadian behavior
Molecular function (GO): protein binding
Source: RefSeq, a predicted model, not a curated record
GCCGCCAUGACACAUUCUCACACACACGUCGUUUUUUAUGCAGUGAAAAAGGAAAAUAGCAGAGAUUCCCGAUACUCGAUCAUCAUAACGUGUAAUAGCAUUCCAUCAGUAAUUUUCGCAGUGAAGACAAGUGGAAUCACCGUUUUCGGUGGUUCGAUUUAAAGAGAGCAAUCAGUCGAUCCCGAAUCUGUCCGCAAUCCCUCAUUUCAUGGAUCGGACUGAUGCGUGAGAUGUGUGCACUCUCCAAAGGACAUUACCGUCAGCAUCACAAAUAAUUGAUAACAUAAGCAGCUACAGAUUCUGUUUUUGCAGGGCUGAGGCCCUCAGUUCCCCCGAGAUGAGCUCUCAUCAUCAUCUGAAUCCACCCUCUGGCGAAGUUAUCCACAUAAAUCACCUCUCCGAGGACAUCGGUGCACUCUAUCUCUCGGAUGAAUACUCGGAUGUGACACUUAUUGUAUCUGGACAACGUUUUAACGGCCAUCGGGUCAUUCUCGCUGCUAGGAGUCAGUAUUUUCGUGCACUAUUGUUCGGGGGAUUGAAGGAGAGUACGCAGGAGGAAAUUGAGCUCAAUGGUACAACGUUCCCGGCUUUCAAAGAACUGCUCAAGUAUAUUUACACUGGACAUUUGUCGUUGACGAAUCAACGAGAGGAGACAAUUCUAGACAUUUUGGGUCUUGCCCAUCAGUACGGUUUCAUAGACUUGGAGAUGGCUAUAUCUGAUUAUUUAAAAGAAAUAUUGAAUAUAAAAAAUGUAUGCCUGAUCUUCGAUGCGACGCGACUGUAUCAACUGGAUCGACUAACAAAGGUUUGCCACGAAUACAUGGACAAACAUGCUUUGGAAGUGAUUAAACAUGAGAACUUUCUUCAAUUGAGCGCUAAUGCUGUCAAGGAGCUCGUGUCCAGGGACUCUUUUUAUGCACCUGAGAUUGAUAUAUUCCUCGCGAUGCAGACGUGGGUAAAGGCGAAUCCUGAAGUGGAUAUGAACGAGGUUUUAGGACAAGUAAGACUUAGUUUAAUAGCCAUCACCGAUCUGUUGAACGUGGUUCGUCCCACUGGCCUCGUAUCCCCAGAAUCAAUUUUAGAUGCAAUUGCUGCACGCACCCAGACUCGAGAUUCUGAGCUUAUUUAUCGGGGUCGAUUGCUGGUCGAUGAGAAUGUUGCACAUCCGAGAUAUGGAGCCCAAGUACUGCAGGGGGAAAUGCGGAGUUAUCUGCUGGAUGGUGAUACACAUAAUUACGACAUGGAACGAGGAUAUACGAGACACGUCAUAACAGAGUUACAGGACCAUGGGAUUCUUAUAAAAUUAGGGGUUCAGAGUAUUAUAAAUCAUGUGAAAAUGCUGCUAUGGGACAGAGACAUGCGGUCUUACUCAUAUUAUAUAGAAGUCUCGAUUGAUCAAAAAGACUGGGUGAAAGUGAUCGACCACUCCGAUUAUUUCUGUCGUAGCUGGCAGUACUUGUAUUUCGAACCACGAGUAGCUUUAUAUGUUCGUAUUGUUGGAACAAACAACACAGUCAACAAGGUUUUUCAUGUCGUGAGCUUCGAAGCUUACUACACCAAUCACUCGGAGAAAUUAUCUAGAGGCUUCAUCAUGCCCUCUGAAAACGUCGCGACGAUGGACAGGAGUGCCAGUGUUAUCGAAGGUGUGAGCAGGUCUCGAAACGCUCUCCUGAAUGGCGAUACUUCGAAUUAUGAUUGGGACAGUGGUUACACCUGUCACCAACUUGGCUCUGGUUCGAUCUUGAUACAGCUUGGGCAGCCCUAUAUGAUUGAUUCUAUGAGAUUGCUCCUGUGGGAUUGUGACGAUCGUUCUUACUCCUACUACAUCGAGGUGUCAGGUAACUCCUGGAAUUGGGAGAGAGUGGCCGACAAAACGUCCGAGGCUUGCAAGUCAUGGCAGACACUUCGAUUCAACCCACCAAGGCCCAUUGUAUUCAUUCGUAUCGUAGGUACACAUAAUACCGCUAAUGAGGUGUUCCACUGCGUCCACAUCGAGUGCCCAGCGAGGCUGGAGACAGCUAGUGAUUCUAAAUCACCGAGGAAAAAUAAACGACAACCCUCAGUGGUGAACGCAAGCACUCUGAUACCCCCAACUCCACCAGAAACUGCGACUGAAGCCGUCAAUAUCGAUCGGGACGACGGAAAUUCGACGGAUGAUUCGGCUGUCUCUGCUGGUCUCCCCUGAAUUGAAGUCUCGUCUCAUUCGACAGCCGAAGGAAGCCACAAUAAUUUUAUAUCUGAUGAAAAUUCUUUUGUUACUGCACAGAGAAACCGAACAACAAUAACAAUUCCCCUCACGUAUGAAAAACAUUGAUGGAAAAACCUAGAGCUUUUCAUAGGGAAUUCUAUUUAAAUUCUGUUGGAAAUUCCGAUUUUUCGAGAGACAUUUAAGAGAGAAAAAUCAAUCUAUUCAUUUUCUUUAAACAAAUAUAUUUCCCAUCAGAAUUUUCAACAGCCCUUCAAUAGAAACUGUUAAAUUUUUUCACGCGUACUGUCAUCACUGUAUCUAGUACAUAAUGAAAUUAUUACUAAUUACUUUUAACAUAUCUCACGGAAUUUUCAAUCUAUAUUUUUUUAUUUUUCGUAUCCACUUUGUUACGAGUGUUUUCAUCCCAACAGUAUUCUUCCUGCAGGCGAUUGUCCUCUCCAGGUGAUGUGGAUCAAUUAUAAUCCCUUUAUCUCACUCGAAGUAGAAGAAGAUGUAAAUAUCGCAAACACUCGGUUCAUUCAGUUUUACUCUCUUUGUAAUCUAGUCAAUCUGCUGUUUGUUAAACUGAAAAAUAACGUAGAUUUCCAUUGAAGCCUCGAAAUUUUAUGUAUAGCAGAGAAAAUCUAAUAAAUUGUUCAUGUAGAA